CUCAUGUCUAGAACCAUGGUCUGUCUCCACAGGCGAGACGAUAUGGAAGGCCAUGUUCGGUAACCUAAUUCAGGUCUAACAUAACUAACUAUAAGUGAGUGUUAGUAUACGGCGGUCAGUGGCAAAGAAAGUUUCUCAGAUGCACCCAAUAUUGAAUCCAAGUUUGUUUCGAUCCCAUAUUUCCGAGUGCUGGAUGCGGCUUGUUGCUACGCUGUCAUUUAUCGUGGUUCUAUAAUUGGGAGGUGUAAAUAACCGGGUAAAUGCGAUACAGCCAGAAGGGGGUGAAAGCAAGGCUCAAGGAUCAAUCAACACACGGAGCCAUGGCUGUCCUAGAUCCCCAAUGCGGAAAUCGAUGCCAAUAAAGCUGGGAAAUGAUCCUGACCAAUGGUUUGGCGGCGUCAAAGUGAAAGAAAUCUUCGAGCGAGUUCCUUGCGCUCGGCAGUUAGUGAGCGCCAGCCCGUGAGAGCGCCCUCCCACGAUUCAUACAAGUACGACAGGCAUCACGGAAUUCCAGAGAUUUCAGAUCCACGGAUUUCACUUCUGCAACCGUGCAUCUCGUUGCCUUCUCUCAGCUUACCAUUGUUGCUCAUCCGGCGCCUCACUUAUUCUCACUAAAGGCUCAUCGAUUAAACGUCUUAUAAGUGAAAAUCAGUCACGAUGCAGCUAACUUCGCUCGCUGCCGCCGCGCUUCUAGCGCAAAAUGCUGCCGCUCAGUUCGGAAACUCUAUGCUGCGAUUCGCAUGCUCCCAGUUGGUCGUUGACCGAAUCGACCCCUUGGUCAACCCCGGCAUGAAGUACACUCCUCACCUUCACCAGCUGGUCGGUGGUAACUCCCUGAACGUCACCAUGGACCCCACAAGUCACGACCUGGCUUCGUCCACCUGCACAUCUUGUACCUUCAAGGAGGACAAGUCCAACUACUGGACCGCCGUCAUGUUCUACAAGGCCAAGAACGGAACAUACAAGCGUGUUCCUCAGGUCGGUAACGGUGGCCCGCAAGGGAAGCUCAUCAACAAGGGCGGUCUCGACCUUUACUACAUCCCCAGCGGCAAGACCACCGCUUUCAAGAAGGGUUUCCGUAUGUUGGCUGGUAACGCCGCCAACACCGACCCCAACAGGGUCCAGAAGUCAAACAUCUGCCACCGAUGCUGGACAUCGCCCAACGAGAACACCUUCGUUGGCGGUGCUCCUUGCACUGGCUCCGAUACUGUCGAUAUCCCCAGUUCUAAGAGCUGCAAGAUGAUCCGACAGACCAUCAUCUUCCCUACCUGCUGGGAUGGAAAGAACCUGGACAGCCCCGACCACCAGAGCCACGUCGCGUACAGCUCCGGCUCCGGCGCCACCGGCGGCGGUGCUUGCCCGUCCACCCACCCCGUCAAGCUCCCCCAGAUCAUGUACGAGCUGAUGUGGAACGUGACCGAGUUCGCCAACAGCCCCGACUUCCCCACCGACGGCUCCAACCCCUACGUCUACUCCAUGAACCUCGGUGGCCCUGCCGCCCACGGCGACUACCUCUUCGGCUGGGAGGGCGACACUCUCCAGAAGGCCAUGGACAACAUCGGCCGAUGCGGUCUUAACACCGACUGCGCUACCGCCGGCAUCCACGCCCAGACCCCGGCCCAGUACAACGCCUGCACCAAGGAGCAACAAGCUCCGGAGGAUGUUGACGGCUGGCUCGCGGCUCUCCCCAUGGGCGAAAUGGCGAUCAAGGCUUAGACGGGAGAUAGGCGGACCGGGUUUCCACGGGAAAGCUCGCCAACAAGCAGAGGGGGUCCAAGUAUCACAUCGGAAGGUCUCGUGGGUUUUUGCUUUGGCUCUAAAAGAUGGGAUUUUACGAUUUUUACCCCUUUGUAGG
Daldinia caldariorum is the source of this 1855-nucleotide messenger RNA. RefSeq lists its product as uncharacterized. The record is from RefSeq and is a predicted model, not a curated record. NCBI's taxonomy places the organism in Eukaryota, Fungi, Ascomycota, Sordariomycetes, Xylariales, Hypoxylaceae. The coding region runs from base 658 to 1716 and encodes 352 amino acids. The transcript has 5 exons.